This is a messenger RNA of Lethenteron reissneri (Far Eastern brook lamprey), 6616 nucleotides long. RefSeq names its product otoancorin-like. The record is from RefSeq and is a predicted model, not a curated record. Lineage: Eukaryota; Metazoa; Chordata; Hyperoartia; Petromyzontiformes; Petromyzontidae. Gene Ontology annotation, cellular component: cell surface. Gene Ontology annotation, biological process: cell-matrix adhesion.
GCGGCUAAGGAAUUGCCUGAGGCAUUUCGAGCUGUCCUGCUUCAAGGAGUCUGGGACAAGUUAAUCCUUAAUCUGCCAACAAUGGCUGAUUCUGAAGUGUCAGAGUGGUUUGGGACUCGGCUGUCUUCAAGCAUCUUGCCGGGCAUCACAGCUGCAGAUGUCGCCUCCAUUCCUGUAUCAAUAAGCUGCCCUGGCUUUCUCGAGCAUAAUCUCUGGUUUAAACGGAGUCUAUGCCAAACUUAACGACACCAUCAAAACAGCGGUGGUGACCAAAAUCAAGGAAUUUGUGAAAUCAUCUGCUAGUUGCCCAAUUGAUAGCACCCAACUGAUAACAGGGUACUUUAUGGCAUUCACGAAAAAUAUCACCUAUGCCGAAAUCGUUGAUGUUUUACCAUCAUUUGACGCCACACAAGUUCUCAGUUCUCUCACUGUCGUGCAAUUGGCCGAUUACGCUGCCACAGACAAUGUGCUGAAUAACACAGCCAAACUGAAUCGUACCUUGAACACAUUUAACUACGAUACGCUUGGGCCAUUUUUGGACGAGUUCAACGUGAAGGCAAAUGGAAAGACGGUGCCCAAGGCUUCCCAAGAUGUUCUGAUGCAAUUUGCCUGGCUCUUUUUGGGUCCCACCCUGCCCACACUGUCCGACGAGGACGUGAGGAAGUGGUUUGUGGCCAGGCUCUCUCCACACGUUCUCCCCGGCACCAGCAACGUAGACGUGGACACAAUCCCCGUGUCACUUUCCUGCCCGGCUUUCACUACCAUAGUUGGGAGCUUGAGUGCCGUCUAUUCUCAACUCAACGAGACCGUUAAACCACAAAUGGUUAAAAAGAUCAAGAACUUUGUGAAGCCAGCUGUCGCCAGUUCCAAGUGCACACCUGCCAUAACGAGCAGCAAUCUGCUCACUGAUUAUUUUGGGAAAUUCAGAGACAAUGCCACGGAUGCUGAUUUCAAGGAAGUCUUACCUUCAUAUGCUGCGAUCGCUAAUCCGAAGGAGCUGGGAGACUACGCUGCGACGGACACCGUGCUGAACGACGCCCCCAGCCUGGCAGCAAUCUUCCCCAAACUCACUGACCUCAACGCUCUCGGACAGUUUCUGGACGAGUUCAACCUUAAGGCGGCAGGAAAGACGGUGCCCAAGGCCUCUCAAGCCGCCCUCAUGCAAGGGGCCUGGAACAACAUGAACAGGAGCUCCGCCGUGAAAUCCUUCAUCGAUGCGGACGUGAAGACGUGGUUUGUGGACCGGCUGUCUCCACUCAUCCUGCCGGGAAUCACGGCCGCCAACGUGGCUGAUCUUCCGCUCGCGAUGAACUGCGAUAACUUUGAUUUUCUUGUUGGAAAACUGGAUGCUGGGUUGAGCAGUAACGAUACCAAACAGGCGACUUACCAGUGGAUAAUAAGUUAUCUAACUAAAGCCAAAACAGGAACGCCGCCACCAUGCUUUGCAAAUAAGAACAGCUGGAUUGUUGACAACAUGGGGCAGUCUUUCCUGCUCUCGAAGCUAUCUGACUUUAACGGGUUUGUCCAAGACACCACACAGCGGAAAACGUUUGUUGUCGACGCCAGCACGCUGAAGCUGCUCGAGACACCGAACAACAUGGACAUGGAGUUGAGGCGCUACUUGGUGCAGAUGAUGAACGAGAGCAGUUUGCCACUUUCCAGCGUGCCGAAGCCACUUCUGUGCACGUACGUUGGAGAAUAUGGCAGCAGCCUCCCAGUUGCUUCGUUUGUAGGUUUGGAGAGUUAUCUCAGCAACUGUUUGAAUUCCAUCACACUUCCCAGAGAUAAAGAAAAGGUUUCAUUGAAUCUUCUGACCACAUACACAGACUUGCAACCAGCCUCGAUACAAAAUCUGGGAUCAGCAGUCGUUUACGCUCCUUUAAAUGCCAUCGACAAGAAUCUGAGCAGCACCAACGCUCUGCUGGUGCUGGGCACUCUCAGCAACCAAACAGGAUGGAACCCGGGACAGGCACAAAACAUCGUGAGGAAACUGAAGGCUGCGAACUUCAACCUGAACAAUGCAGAUGCCCUGACCAAGCUGGGGGGACUGGUGUCUGGAGUACCAAGCAGCACCUUCACCAAUCUGGACUCGAAUCAGCUCCUAGCCUUUGCGACAAAAAGCAACCCCGAUAACGUUGCGACCAUUCCUGAUGGUGUCCAGUCGGUUAUCGUCAACAAGCUGUUGAUAAAGCAACCUAUGGCGCAACUGAUGAAUAGUCUUCCGCCAUCGUUGCUAGCCCACAUUCCCGCAGAUAGACUGCAGGUUGUGAAUAAUUUGAUGCCCAAGGACCUUGCGAAAGGGCAGUGGUCAGAAGGACAGGCUCUGGUUUUGGUCGGCAACAUGGUGAAGACUCAGACCGCAAACUGGACCGAAAUAAUUCGCACCGCCCCGAACCUGCUGCCUGGAUUUCAGUGCAGUGACCUCACGGGUGAAGAAACUGCGAAAUCCUUCGUGACCCUAAUUUCCGCAAACGGCGGCUCGCUCUCUCCAACUCAGGCGAGCUGUUUGGCCAGUGGCCUCUCAUCCGUGGAUCUGGAUCAAGAUGUCCCCAGUUCAGUGCUCAUAUAUGUGGACGCCAAAAAGUUUACCAUUGAGCAACCGGCGUGUGUCCCAUUGUUCACGAGCCUGGGCAAGGCCGACAUCAACAAGCUGCCCAAAGACAAGUCGAGGACCAGUCUGCUGACCAGGGCCCUGUCGUGCCUGAAUAAACCGACAGGGCUGAGUCUGACGGCGAGUGAUGUAGCAGUCCUGGGGAAUCUGUCGUGCGAGCUGAGCGGUGAACAGAUUCAGAGCGCCGACAUCGGCAUCCUGGACAAUCUCAAGCAGUGCAAGGUCUACACGGCUGCUCAAGCCACCAGCAUCGAGGCUAAGCUCAUCUCAAAAUAUGGCGCAUCAUACACGUGGACGUAUCAGAACCUCCGGGACAUGGGCGACAUGGUGACCACUCUCUCCAGCAACACGCUCACUGGCAUAACAUCAACCACGGCGCUGGGCGCUCUUAUUGAAUACGUGACCGCACAGACACAGGUGAUGGACGUGACGCCAGAGCGACUCCGCUUCUCUCCCGACCUGACAAAUAUCCAAGCGAGGUUGAAAUCGCAGUCCGGCACCAGCGGCAGACGGAAGAAGCGCGCCACUUGUUCCGGUGCCCAGCUGACCCGGCAGGACAUCCUCAAACAAGGCCAGGCGCUGGCACAGAUGAGCACAGCAGACUUGGGUGGCUGUAUCUCGGACGCCGUGUUUAUCGAGAGCGUGGACGACCUCGGCAAGCUCAACUUCUCCUCCGAUCAGCUGGCUGUCUUCAAGGCGAAGAUCAAGUCGGUGUUCAAGUGGCCGACAUCCACGGACACGUUGGCCAACAUCGGCAACUUGGCAUUGGCGUUCACUCCUGCCGAGAUCCAGGAGCUUGACCUCAGCAGCAUCGACUUGGUGGGGAAACUUUCCAAGACGCAGGGUUGGAGCGCAGACCAGAUCCAGGCCGUAACGAAAAAUUUCAUGAAUGGGAAAACCAUAGCUGGAUUGACGGCAACCGACCUUAGGUCUCUCGGCGUUUUCGUGACCGGUCUCUCGGACCUUUCAAUUUUGGAUCCUGCAGCCUUCAAGGACGCAGCAGAGGCACUUGGAAGCAUUGACAAGUACAGCCUUCCUCAGCUCCGGACACUCUGGAAAAAAGCGAAUGACUCAUUCCAAAGGACCCCUUCACAAUGGGCAACUGGGACCAUCUCACAGUUGGGAACGAUUGUCGCUGGAGCAAGCGCUGACGACAUCAACAACUUGACGUUGGCACAGAAAGCUGAGAUUAAACCAGCGGCCAUCCCUCUCAUCCCGCUAGAAGUGUUUUCGGCUCUCAGCCCGGAGACAAUUAGAGCACUUGGAUUCUCGAGUUUGAUGUCCAUCACCACCCAGCAGUACAACUCCCUGAGCCCGGCUGCUCGGGACAUCCUGAGCACCCGCUUUCCGAACACGUUUCUCACGUACAUCAUCCUACCCUCGGCCGGCCCUGGACUCGUCAACGUACCACCCUCUGCGGUCGCAGCUGCCCAAGGUCUGCAUAUGGCCGUAAAAACGCUGGUGGCUGUGAUGGUGUUGCCAUCUCUGUGUCUGCUGUUGGCAUAAAAGAGCCUUGCAACAACAAAAAAACCCGCAUGUGAAUCAAAAUACACCGCAACACACACGAACUCCGACACUCUUAAUCAUCUGGAUCUGAACUGACACACUCUUUGCACAUCAAUCUCAAUACGUGAACCUUAAAGCUACACACAACCCUUCUGAAAUACAAUAAUACUGAAGUCUUCUAACAAAAUGACUAAACCCGUAGCUGUACUGUACUUCUAUGUUCCCCCUCCUUCACCAACCUGCACUGAGCAGUGUGCUGACGUCUGGUGAAACGGCUCCUAUGACCAGCACAGCAUUGGAAGGGCCUCUUUCAGAAGUGAAUUGUCGAAAGGGCUGUAAGUACACAUCGGUGGAACCUGCUGAUUAAACCUGACCCCUGCUCUACGUUAUGGUUUUGCAGAAACACCAACCCCUGUUUAUGGAACUCACACCUUCCCAUUUCAUAACCCACGCUUUCCCCAAACAUCCAAACAUCGUCCGUUAUAUCCCCAGGAAGCUCAGCCACCCUCACACAUUUUCUCUCGUUUUUUUACGUUAAAGGUUUUUGGUCGUAAAAAUAUACUGAUUUAAUCAUACUCGGGAUUAUAAAUGAAUCUGUAUUUGGGUAAACUACAAUAGGGGAUAUUCAUUACCUCCGAGGAGCACGGUUGGCUACGUACGGUGCGAAAGAAGUUCUACAACACGUUGCAAAAGUCUGUGCUCAGGCAGUGGCGGCUCGUGACGUUUCCACGAGGUGGGGCUGUUGUGAGUGGCCUCUGAUAAUAUGGUGGUCUAAUUAACAAAAACAUCGUCAUCUUAAUGACCUUCCCGUGAAAGUGAUAUAACUGUCUUAUCUACCAACGGUAGGCAUUUAUAAACAAUACGAAACAAAAUAACAAAGCACUCAAAUGCUGUCUCCAUGCCUCUCAAGUGCACACUCCACAACCCCUUUCACACUGCCUCCUAGAGCGUGCAGGCCGUGACCUGCUAUACUUGCACAGCGCAACCUCGCGUUGUGACAUCGUCUCAUUACAGCCAUGGGCGCCUUUUUCAACCGCCCUGAAUGGGUCUCUGACGGCGUGGCUACAAUGCUAGAAGCUAAUCGCAAUGAACGAAGAGAAAUCUCUCACUCGGCCACCCCGAGACCUCCACAAGGCACAAAUCAGACUGUGGUGUCGCAGCGUUUUCUGAUACGAGCAACCUAAAAUGUUAUCUUCAUUAGGUAAUUCACGUUGAAAGAAUCAUUAUAUUAACUUUUUUUUUUAAACACGACAAAACUUUAUCCAAAAGUUUAUUUUUUAUUAGAAAAAUAAUUUCUCAUCUCCAGCUGCUUGGUUGGGGCGGCGCCCCCACGCCCCGAGUGGACGAACCGCCACUGUUGUGUCUAAAAUGAUCACGGACCUCGGCGUCUGCAUGCCUCUGGUUAGAAGAAUAUAAUUCGGAGCAGGUGUUUCAUCUGAGCUGUCGAAGGCACGGCGAUCAAAACUUACACAGCUCCGACAUUGACAGUUUCCCGUAAAACGCAAGGGACCGUAUCGACCGUAUCGAGUUACGUUGAAAAGUGUACAAAGUAAUAAAUAACUUUACCCUCAUCGAUAGCUCUCCGAUGUGUUUCCGGCUGGUAACCGCGUAUAAUUCGGCACGAUACCUGAUGUUUCACUGCACGCAUUGCGAGCUUCUUCCAGGAACUUCACAAAUUCCUCACUUCACGUGGAGUGAAGCGUCAAGGCAUCUCUGCCAAACGACACGCGGUAUAACCUUGAAAAAAAACCACAUCAGAGAGUCGGACGGCGCAAUAAGGAAAAACCUACGCGGUCGUAUCGCCUUCAUUUGCCUUCUGCUCAGCACGUCGUUACCUAUGAAAUCAGCCACUAACGUUGGUGCUUUUAAAAGCUGUCACUCAGACCUCUUCUCGAUAAAUAGCCAGUGGAACAAAAACCACCCGUACCUUGAGGAUUUGGCACUGCCUCGGCUCGGAUGUGUCAGUGGAAAAGGGGAUAUGCUCGUUCAAUCGCUAUUGCCAGUUUCGUUGUCGCAGGCAACCUCACCUCGCCUUGACCCUUCAGCAUCUGCAAUACCGCUGUUGGCCUUCACAACCAAACCGCGUGCUGUUUACCCUGCUGACCAUUCGUGACUUCGAUGCUUAAUGGCCGUAACGGAACGGUUGUUGAUCGGUGCGUUUUUCUCGGUUAAAAACUGGAAACACCUGGCAACGCAUUCAUGCCAACGCUUGAAUACAUUGCCCGCUUCCAAGUUUGAUGCACUCGUGCCAGAGAGCUAUUGUCAUAAUGUGCUUUUGUCAGAUCAUUAGUCAUGUCGAAAAAAGAAUCCCCCCCAACGUGUGGUCCAUUGUAUACCCACACUCUAAACUACAUAUAUAUAUGCUGUCUGUGUAUAGGUGAUGAUUUUACGUGAUGCACAUAAUGAAGUAGAGCAAAUCUGAUGUGUGUAUAAUGAAAUAUCUUGCAUGAAUUGGUGAUUAUGUUCAGUGAAUUUAUGAAUAAAUUUCGUAUGCUACCC